This is a messenger RNA of Fusarium proliferatum ET1, 633 nucleotides long. RefSeq lists its product as uncharacterized. Bases 1 to 633 code for a protein of 210 amino acids. The record is from RefSeq and is a predicted model, not a curated record. The transcript is spliced from 2 exons. NCBI's taxonomy places the organism in Eukaryota, Fungi, Ascomycota, Sordariomycetes, Hypocreales, Nectriaceae.
AUGCCUUGCAGUAGACGGCAGAACCAUCGCGAUCGACGCCCUGACUAUCAGCGUCACCGCCCACAGCGUCAGGACAACGUCAGAGAGACUGAGAACCAGGGCAGUGUCGCCAUCUCGGAUCAUGCCUCGCACGGGUGUGAACUCCGAGAGUACACCACCGACCAGGGGCCGAUUUUGGAGUUGGCCAACCUUAACCCAAAUAUGUCGCAGAACCGGUUCUAUUCUCCAACUCCUAGAGGCGGAGUUUGGGGAGUAAGCGAAGAGGAAGCGGAUAUCCUGUUCCAUUUUCGGCAGAUGAAGAUGCGCCGUCCAGGAAGGGAGAUCAUUCAUCAGUUCCCCUACCGAGACGACGAGGCGGUUUCGAAAGCCAAGCAAGAUGGCUGUCCUGUUCGCGUCACAGCAAACAAUGGCCGACGUCCCGAAGAUGACGUGGAUCGUGGGCUUGCCAGAGACAUGGUGGAACACAGAGCUUCACCUCCUGAGGAACACGCCAUCAGAAUGGGGAGAUCUUCACGACCAGUGACCCAGCGUCCGGCGUUCAGCGCUCCUCAGGCUGGCCAGCCUCCUCAUCGACAGCAACGUUUGCAGCCUCACACUCCUCUGCGCCAGGUCAAAAAGGAGGAACCGGAGUAG